AAUUUCCAGAUUUAAUUUUUUAGAAUUUUGGCUAAAUUGUAUACUAAGAAAAAAAUCUAUUUGAUUAUUUUAGAAUUGUACUAAAAAGCUGUUAAUUACACUACAUCAGAAUUACUGUGACACCAUGUUCAUGAAAGCAACAUUUGUAGAGCUUGUGAAAUAUAAAUGGCUGCAACAGGAGAAUUUGAGCAUCUGUCUGCAGAGUCUUCGCUUCGUGUUUGCUUUAGAGCUUACCUUAUGGCCAAAAACAUCCUUCUCAAUGUCAUCUCAGUACAUCAUUACAACCUGAGUGUCAACAUGGAACCUGCUUAUAGCACACACACACCCCUUCCCUCGCUAACGUGCCUGUUUCCAGUCAAACUAGACGGGCCACAUUCUGUCUGCUAAAAGCCAUAAAGCCACAUACCAAUGCAAGUCAAAGUAUCGGCUGAGGAACACCGAGCCAGUCCCAUUUGAUGUUGGUGCAUUCAGCUAGUAGCUGUGUAUGUGGACUGGCACUUUCAAGGACUUACCGCAACUCUUCAUUUGGAAAUAAUUUGUAUGUGUAAACUUUUAUGAAGUGUUGAGUGAGAUGGAGGGAACCCAACAACUUGUUGUCCAUGUAGGAUCUGAGCGUGUCUGUCAAAUGGAGAAUAUGAGGGUAGAGAGUCUGGCGGAGGCGUCGGAGAGAAAUGCACCACAGAGGGUGCUCUUCACGUACUACCAGGGGGACAUCAACAGUGUGGUGGACGAGCACUUCUCACGCGCCCUCAAAAAGGCCAAUCUCCCCAAAGACCUCAGCAUCAAAGCCGGCUCUCCCAAAGACCCCCAAGUCAGCAAGCCACGGAGCAGAACCAAAGCUAUCAAAACAGAGCCACCCACCUCGACAUGGAACCCGUCCAGCCCAGAUUGGUCCAAGAGCCCUUUUCCCUCCAGUUCUGGCCUGGCCCAGUUCUCGUCGGCCGAGAGCCCGGUUGCCUCUCAGGGUGUAAUCAUGGGCCCAGGUGUGUGGAGCUACCCCAACGGACCAGGCGCGGGCUUUGACGUGACCCGGCUCUACCAACUGCCGGGCCCCGCAGAGAGCUCCUCCGGCUCCUUCCUCAGCAUGCUACACAUGGACCGUCCAGCAGGGGGAGUACUCAUGGAUUCCAAGGUGGAGAGUCCAGGCUGGGAUUCACCUUCUGCUUUCAGAGACUCAGUGGGCAACAGGAUCAGCCUAGACUCAGGUGUCCAAGUGCCAGAAAAGACCAAGGACUUGUAUUGGUACUAAAAGAAGAGCCACCUUUUUUCCUUUGUGGGGAGGAUUUAUUUUGACGUUACGGACAUGGGCAUCAAUAAGCUGUUAUCCCACACUGCCCAUUCAGCAGAGAGGCUGGGAGAAUCAAGCCUAAAAAAUGGACUGAUUUGCAACACACAAAGAACGUGGAUAUCCCAGAUCCUCUCUGUGGGUGUAUCUGUCUCUCUAACAGUCACAGUCACAAUACGGACACGUCGUGUUCCUCAGAAAACCUGUUAGGGGAAAGUUUGUUGUUACACUAUGUGCAGGCUCGCCAAGACAUGUGAUGCAGACAUGGAGAUUGGCCUGAAGGCACCCUGGAGGGACUGGGAUGAUGGGUACUGUCAUGGACAAAGACUCCACAGUUCUGCCAGUGACUGACAUGUCCUCACAAGUCCAUGCACAGCUUAUGCCUUGUAUUCAACUCAUCUUGAACACUCUUAGUAGUGUAGUAGUCAUUGUUGGUUAUUCAUCUUUUUCCUUCCAUGCCGUUUUUUUAAGAAUGCUGCAUCACAUAUUCACUUUUCAUUCUCUUUAUCUAUAGACAGUUAGAGAUUAGGUUAGUGGCCAUAUGAGUGCUUAGGUUCCCUAAGUAUGAUCAUGUUGUUCAUACAUAAACAUGCUGUUAACACAUUAUGGAUAGUGAACAUUAGGCACAUUACUAAAAAGUCAGAAUUGUUUAAUAAUUAAUAUCUUAUAUUCCUCGUAAAAUAGCAUUUUUUACAUAAUAGCCAUUGAGUUUAUCCCAUGAUAAACUGAUGAUAUACAGUAGGAGGCAAACUGUGAAUAUUAAUAUUUUGCCGUCGUAUGCAACAGAAAACAUGGAUAGUUCUUUAUUUGAUUUACAUCUGUAGUUUAUAUCUCCAGGAAAGUCCCAGUGUUAGGGUAAAAUAAGAACUUACACAAAUACACACACAUACUAUACAUACGCAUAAAAUACUCAAUUAAAAUCAGUAGGGUCGGAUAUGUGAGAUUUAACAAUUAUUUUAAUGGGAAAGUGGUUCUGACCAAUAAAUGUCAUCCCUUGAUAUAUGUUUUUCCCUUUAUUUUGUAGAAACCUAAACUUAGUCUUGAAAGCUCAUUGGAUACGAAUUACAACACAAUGUUCUGAUAUGGAUUAGCAUAUCAAACGAAUAAUGAUUGAAUAAAGAAUAAAUAUUACAACUAAUACAAAUGUUA
Molecule: messenger RNA, 2434 nt
Organism: Alosa alosa (allis shad)
Lineage: Eukaryota; Metazoa; Chordata; Actinopteri; Clupeiformes; Clupeidae
Exons: 4
Coding region: 572-1249 (225 amino acids)
Biological process (GO): regulation of transcription by RNA polymerase II
Cellular component (GO): nucleus
Source: RefSeq, a predicted model, not a curated record